GGCCGGUUUUUAUAACAAUGCCUUUCCCUGCCCAAAAAAAUGUGUAUCCUCCUUUUCAAUCUAUCUCUAACUGUUUGAUCCACUGUUACAUCUGAUUACUCGAGUAAUCUCUCUCUCUCUCUCAGCUGGCUCGUUUCACCAUCCCCACAUUUCGUCCCCAAUGUUAUGCUUUCAAAACCCCAACUUUCUCAGUCUUUUCUCACCCUCUGAGUUCCCAUUCUCUCUCCUCACCCAUGGAAACUCUCACCCAAUUACCCACUCCCUUCUCUCUCCAGGAAACCUUGGUGACGUCACCAUAUUCUCAGUUACACUACAAAACCUUACUUCACUCCUGCUCCACCAUUCCCCACCUCAGACAAACCCAUGCCCAAAUGAUAAAAACCGGAUUAAUCAAUAAUAACUCUCUAUUCAACUCUCUGCUCACUGCCUAUUCAAGAAGCUCGUCUCCUAAAGAAGCAUUCUCUCUUUACAAUUCAACAAGGAGAUGUGGGGCUUCCAUGAACCAGUUUGGCUUCCCACCUUUACUGAAGGCGAUUGCAAUUUGUUCAGGUUGGAAAGAAGGUAGAGAGAUUCAUGGGUAUAUUUGUAAAUUGGGUUUUGAAUUUGAUCCCUUCAUAGUUACUGGUCUGAUCAAGAUGUAUGCGUUUUGUGGUGAAAUAUUCAAAGCACGAAAGUUAUUUGAUAAAAUGCCUGAAAGAGAUGUCAUCACAUGGAGUGUGAUGAUCGAUGCAUACACGAAAUUGGGUUUCUAUGAAGAGGCUUUUAUGCUCUUCAGAGAGAUGAGGAGGGCCAAAAUAGAACCCGAUAAGGUGGUUCUUUCAAGCGUGCUCUCAGCUUCAGGGCAAGCUAGAAAUCUGGAAUUAGGAAAGGAAAUUCAUAGCUAUGUGCGACAAAAGGGUUUAGGUGGAAUUGAUCUACAUUUAGAAGGGGCAUUGGUGCAUAUGUACACUAGUUGUGGUAGCAUGGAACAAGCGCGAGAGAUUUUCAAUAGAAUGGCUCAUAAGAGCUUGGCCUCAUGGACCGCCAUGGUGUUCGGAUAUUGUAAGGUUGGAAAGGUUGAAACUGCACGUUCUCUCUUUAAUGAGAUGCCUGAGAAAGACCUGGUUUCUUGGAGUGCUAUGCUAGCAGGCUAUGUUGAAAGUGAAAGGCCUAAUGAUGGUCUUAAGCUCUUUCAAGAAAUGCAACUCUCGGACAUAAGACCUGACCAAAUCACCAUCUUGAGCGUUUUGUCUGCCUGUUCAGCUCUAGGGGCCCUAGACCAAGGCAGGUGGGCUCACAGAUUCAUAGACUCAAAUGGAUUCAAUAAUACCAUGUCAGUGAACAAUGCACUAAUCGAUAUGUAUGCCAAAUGUGGUAGCCUCGAGGGAUCGAAACAAGUCUUUGAUAACAUGCCUGAGCGAAAUGUGGUUUCUUGGACCUCUAUGAUAAAUGGAUAUGCAAUGCAUGGUGAUGGUGAAGCUGCAUUAGAACUUUUCUAUAGAAUGCGAAAUGAGGCGGUUGAGCCUAAUGAGGUCACGUUUGUCGGGGUCCUGUACGCUUGUAGCCAUGCAGGGUUGGUGACUCAGGGUCUUCAAAUCUUCAAAGAAAUGAAGGAGGACUACAAACUUGUGCCUUGGCAUGAGCACUAUGGUUGUGUGGCUGAUCUACUGGGGAGAGCUGGGCUCUUAGGCCAAGCUCAAGAAUUGAUCGAGUCCAUGCCUUUGAGGCCUAAUGUGAUUGUUUGGGGUUCCCUUUUAGGAGCCUGUAAGAUCCAUGGCAAUACGAAGCUAGGGGAAUUGGCUGCAAAGAAGUUGUUAGAAUUAGAUCCUGACCAUGAUGGGGCUCAUGUGCUCCUAUCUAACAUUUAUGCAAAGUUUGGAAGGUGGGACGAAGCUUUAGGAGUGAGAAAGAUGAUGAAGAAGAAAGGGGUCUUAAAGGAGCCUGGUUUCAGUUGGAUAGAGCUGAAGAGCAUGACCCAUGAGUUUGUAGUGGGAGAUAGGUCACACCCACAAAUUGAUUUGAUAUAUGAUAAAUUGGAUGAGAUUUUUAGGGUUCUAAUAUCAAUUGGGUAUUCUCCAAACACUUCAAAUGUGCUUGUAGAUUUGGAAGAGGAUAAGAAGAGGGAGGCCCUAUUGUUGCACAGUGAAAAGCUUGCUGUUUCAUUUGGGCUUCUCAAUUUCGAUCAUGGCCUAUGUAUGAGAAUUGUGAAGAACCUUAGGAUUUGUGAGGAUUGUCAUUGCUUUAUGAAGCUAAUCUCCAAGGCUUUUGAUAGGGAGAUAAUUCUGAGGGAUAGACACAGGUUCCACCAUUUCAAGAAUGGGACAUGUUCAUGUAAAGAUUAUUGGUGAACCUAAUUAUUUUUUAGUACUUUAAAAUGAUGGUUAAAUACA
Amborella trichopoda is the source of this 2369-nucleotide messenger RNA. Its product is annotated as Pentatricopeptide repeat (PPR) superfamily protein. NCBI's taxonomy places the organism in Eukaryota, Viridiplantae, Streptophyta, Magnoliopsida, Amborellales, Amborellaceae. Gene Ontology annotation, biological process: RNA modification. The record is from RefSeq and is a predicted model, not a curated record. Gene Ontology annotation, molecular function: protein binding; zinc ion binding; RNA binding.